CUCAUACCGAUCCUUAUCAAAAGUUCACAUUGGAACACAGAUAUGAUUCACAUUUAUAGAAACACUGUCACGAGUCAGUCAAAAGAUUUUGCAAAACAUGAAGGCCUUGGUAUGGUUUUUGGCCUUAUGGAUGUAUUGUGUUGUUGAAUGUCAUCACAAUGUCAGAACAGACAGAUGGAAUGAAAUCUCACAUGUUCUUCGUGAUUUAAAUUACAACAAAACCGACCCGCAUGAUUUGAUCAAAUCUGUAUUAUACCAGAUGCGUGGUAUUGAGCGAUAUAGAGUAACAUGGAAUCGAUGUGUCAUUAAACCAAAAGCCAAACAUUUGAACGAAUAUAUUGAGUCGGACCAAUUCUUACAAAGUUUCAUCUCCAAUGUAACAUGUGGACACGGUGUUUCAGAGAACAACUUCGAAUAUCUCACUACCCUGUCUUUAUCAAUGGCUGUUCAUCUAGAGAGAUUUGUAUGCCCGCAUAAGAGUAUAAAGGAAUUUCACCAAGUCUAUCAUAUCUUAUACGGAAAUCCUGGAUCAUCAAAUAUAAGCCAAUUACUUGGAACUGUUCGACGUUUUUAUAGACCUGGAAUGUCUCCAAAACAAUCACAUAUGACGUACAAGAAUAGACUACAGUGCUUGCAUCCUGCAAUAAUUGAGGAACAUAUACACAGACUAAUUAACAGUCAUCAAAACAACAGGGAAAUGAUAAUAGAAGACAAACACGACGAUAUCAAGAUUAUACUCAAUGGUAAAAUCGUCUCCUUAGAGCCAUACAUGUUUAACUCAAUACCACAGAACGAUGAGUCAGACCCAACAAUAAAACCAGAACACCAAUCACAUGAGAGAAUAACCAUCAAACCAUCACAUCAACAUAAAUGUCCUCGAGUUAUUGUACCGAGAACAUCGCAAAGACCAGAUCCUCAACAGUUUAUGAGAAUGCAACGGAUCCUUCAUUCAGUUUCUUCGAAUAUCGUUUCUGCAAUUUUAAGAGGUGUCAACAUAUACGACGAUAAGACAUAUUGUCUAGUUGAUCAUCUUGAGUACAUCAUGCGUCAUUAUGGACACCAUCAUAAUAGUUACAUGGAUGAGACAGAAAAUGUCUGCACUAAGACAGGAAUAUGA
Messenger RNA from Mytilus trossulus (common blue mussel), 1117 nucleotides. RefSeq lists its product as uncharacterized. Bases 98 to 1117 code for a protein of 339 amino acids. Lineage: Eukaryota; Metazoa; Mollusca; Bivalvia; Mytilida; Mytilidae. The record is from RefSeq and is a predicted model, not a curated record. The transcript is spliced from 7 exons.